Molecule: messenger RNA, 1323 nt
Organism: Panicum virgatum (switchgrass)
Lineage: Eukaryota; Viridiplantae; Streptophyta; Magnoliopsida; Poales; Poaceae
Exons: 7
Coding region: 47-1138 (363 amino acids)
Source: RefSeq, a predicted model, not a curated record
UCGCGUUAUCCCGGGAGGUCAGAAACAAACCGGCUCCACCCACCAAAUGCUCCCGCUCCGCCGCCUACCGCCGCUCCCACUGCCACGCGGUCCCGCAACCCGCCGCCUCCUGUCAGUCGCGGCAUCCGCCGCCUCGCCGCUCCCAUGGCCGGGCCUGCACGCCUGGCGCCGGGCGGCGCCCAGCGACCUACGCACGUGGGGCCCCAAAGGCCCCUGCGCCUCCGACGCCGACGAGGCGGCCGGGGGCCCGCCCGAAGCUGACGCCGGCGGCUCGUCGCUGGCGGAGAUGGGGGCCCUGGUGCUGUCCACCGCCGACCCCCUCGCCAAGGCGCGGCUCACGCACGCCGCCUUCUCCCGGUGGGCCGCAGGGCUUCCCGUCGGCCAGGCCGCGGCCCCCGACCACCCUGCCAGGCCUGACAAGCCCCUCGUGGUGACGCAGAAGGAGAUCAUCACCCACAAGGAGAUGGGGGUGCCGCUCAACGCGUACAUGCUGCACAACCUGGCGCACGUCGAGCUCAACGCCAUCGACCUCGCCUGGGACACCGUCGUGCGGUUCGCGCCCCUCAGGGACACGCUGGGCGAUGGCUUCUUCGCGGAUUUCGCUCGCGUGGCCGAUGACGAGAGCCGCCAUUUUCGGUGGUACUCGCAGCGGCUAGCUGAGCUUGGGUUCAGUUAUGGUGAUAUGCCGGUUCACAAUCUUCUCUGGAGGGAGUGUGCAAAGUCGUCAAGCGAUGUUUCUGCACGAUUGGCAGUGAUUCCUUUGGUUCAGGAAGCCAGAGGCCUUGAUGCUGGACCAAGAUUAGUCCAGAGGUUGUUUGGUUUUGGGGAUCAUCGAUCAGCAGACAUUGUGGCAAGAGUAGCAGAGGAAGAGCUUGCACAUGUUUCUGUAGGUUUGUAUUGGUUUCUGAAAGUAUGCCAAAUGAUGGGUCGUGAACCUGGUGAUACUUUUAAAGACUUAAUAAAGGAGUAUGGUGUUGUAUUGAAGGGCCCAUUUAACUAUCCGGCUCGUGAUGAAGCUGGUAUGCCCCGAGAAUGGUAUGAUGAGAAGUUUAAACAGGAAUCUGCACAAAAACUUGCGGAGGUGCAUGAUAGACUAGCUUGUAUUGUUGAGAUGGAGAAAGAGAAUGCGAAUGGCUAAGUGCCACUUGAUGUACAUAAGAAAACUAAUUUUUUACUGUGUGUAAAGUUACUCCUCUUGAACUCAGAAAAGCUAUUUUGUUUAUAUUUCAUAUACAUUGUCGACAAUCAUAUUUCAUCGUGGUUGUCAAAGGAUUGAUGAGCAAUUAAACUGUAAUGACGGAUGCAUGAUUGUUCUUUUUUGCA